Messenger RNA from Rotaria socialis, 1035 nucleotides. The record is from the annotation of a GenBank genome assembly. Lineage: Eukaryota; Metazoa; Rotifera; Eurotatoria; Philodinida; Philodinidae.
AUGUCACAAAGAAUAACAUUACCGAAAUUAAUCUUUGGAACUAGUGCACUAGGAAAUCUAUAUGUGGCCCUUGAAGAUAAAAUCAAACUUGAAAUUGUUACAGCAUGCAUGCAAUAUACUUCAGCACAAAAAACGGUCGUUUUUGACUGUGCUGGAAAAUAUGGAGCUGGAUUAGCUUUAGAAACAUUGGGCAAUUGUUUAAAAACGCUAAAUGUAAAGCCAGAGGAUGUGCUGAUUAGUAAUAAACUUGGCUGGUAUAGAACUAGUGAACUUCAAAAUGGCAUAGAUCCUACAUUUGAACCUGGAGUGUGGCGUAAUUUGAAAUAUGAUGCAGUACAGAAGAUCAGCUACGGAGGUAUACUUGAAUGUUACGAGCAAGGCAAUCAGUUAUUGAAUGGUUACAAGGCUGAACUUGUAUCGGUACAUGAUCCAGAUGAGUAUAUUGCUGGUGCUCACAGUCAGCUAGAAAAGGAUAAACGGUACAAUGACAUUAUUGAAGCUUACCGUGCACUUUGCGAAUUGAAGAAUCGAGAUGAAGUCAAAGCCAUUGGUAUAGGGUCGAAAGAUUGGAGAAUGAUAAAACGUAUUGUAAACGAUGUUAAUAUAGAUUGGGUAAUGAUUGCUAAUAGUAUGACUGUACACAAUCAUCCCCAAGAACUAGUUACUUUUAUGGAAGAACUGCAACGGCGUGGAACAAUCAUUAUCAACGCAGCAGUAUUUAAUGGUGGCUUUUUAAUUGGCGAAGAUUAUUAUAAUUAUAGACUGAUGGAUCCUCUGAACGACCAAAAACUGUUCGAGUGGCGUAUAGGUUUUUUUAAACUAUGCAAUAAAUACAGAAUUAAACCGGCUCAAGUAUGCAUCGUAUUUGGACUAAAUGCACCGGGAGUUAAUAGUAUUGCCUUAAAUGGUACAGAUGUGAACUGUGUUAAAGAGAAUAUAGAAAUGGCAACGGUAUUAAAUGCGGUUAUACCGUCAAGUUUUUGGAAAGAGAUGAAAGAACAUGGAUUGAUUGACAAGAACUACACUUAUUUGUAA